UUUUAAAUUACUAUAAAAAAUAAAAUUCCAUUUAUGUUUACAAACAUUGUAUAUUAGUAAGGAUAAAUAUUUAAGGUGAAAAAUAAAAAUAUUGAAAAUAAUUUUCUAUUCUUUCUAUUGCUUUAUAAGAACGAUACAAGUAUUUAAGUUGAAGUUAUUUUUACAUUUUCUUUUUGUACAUUUUUUAUCUAUAUUUAUAAUGCUUGUUUCUAAUCAUAAAUUAUCUAAAAUUCCAAAAAAUAGACCAGUUAUAAAAUGGUUAUUAAGGCAUACAACGCAAAUGUGCGAACUUCAAAGAAUUUGUUAUGGAGAACUCUCUGGAGCACCAAGAACACUAGCUGUAGAAAAAUCUCUUAAGUUAUCUAAAAAUGCAAAUAUAAAAACUCUUUUAAUCUACUUGAAUGAUCUUGCUGAUCAAUGUGCAUUUACAAACCAAGCAAAACGAAAAAUUGUAAAGGAAGCUAUUGAAAGUGUAUUGGUAACUAAGAAAAUAAACCCAGCAGCUCAUCCUGAUUUUUCUAAAUCAUUUGGUAAAUGUAUAGAAUUAAUUUGGGGCUAUAGACAACUUUGUGUGGAAUGUGAAGAGCUUAGGAGAACGCCUUAUGAUGCUGAUAAUCCAGAUCAUGAGUUAUUACUAUUAAAGUUAUGGAAUUUAUUAAUGCCAUAUGAGCCUCUAGAUGCUAGAGUUACUAAACAAUGGCAACAUAUUGGCUUUCAAGGUGAUGAUCCAAAAACUGAUUUUCGUGGAAUGGGAAUUUUGGGAUUAGAAAAUUUAGUUUAUUUUGCUCAGGAAUAUCCCAGUGCUGCAACACAUGUAUUAUCGCAUUCUACACAUCCACGUUAUGGUUAUGCAUUUGCCAUAGUUGGCAUAAAUUUAACAAGUAUGGCAUUAAAAUUACUAAGGGAUGGAAGUGCUAAGACUCAUAUUUAUAAUUCUUCAAAGGGUUUUCCAACAAUUCGUGCAUUUCACCAAUUUUAUAGUUAUCUUUUCUAUGAAUUUGAUGGAUUUUGGAUUGACUCAAAACCAAGCAAUAUGAUGGAAUUUUCAUGUAUACAAGAAAAGUUUGAAAAUAGUAUCAGAAUGGCAUUAGCUGACACAUCUAUGAUUUUUAGGAUAAAUAUAUCAGUUGAUAAUGUUUAAAAUAUAUGAAAUAUUUUUAAUUAAUAAAACUAAAUCGUGAUCACAGUAAAUAUACUAUUGCACAAAACUACUUCUAUAAUAUGUAAAACAGUGUCUUGUGAGCGAAUAAUAGCAUUAUUGUGAACUAUGAUGAUAUUAAGACAUAAAACAAAACAAUUAUUCUGAAAUUAUUAAGUUACAGAAAGAUACAAAGAAUUUUAAUACAUUUGAUAUCAUAUUUUUACUUUAUUUUUUUACUUACAAUAAAAAACUAAUAAAGGAAAUGUAUUGUUACCUAAUGAAUGUGAAACAGUUUACAUUCAAUUUUAUUUAACAAAAAUAAGUUAAAGUACAACGUUUAUCCAAAUAAAUAUGUUACUUUCAAUUUUAUUUAAUUUUUAAAUAGAUCUGUGUAUAAUAUAUAAGGUAUUUUGUUAUAUUAAUUCAGAUUUUUUUUCUGGGAAGAAAAAUACCAUGAUAUAAUAGAUAUUUUAUCAUGUAUUUAAUAGCAAUAAUUUUCAUUUAAAAGUAUUUAUUGUAAAACAUUUGUUUAAAAAAUGAUAGAUUUGCAAUGACUAUUACACAUGUUUUAUAUGAAAUAAAAAAUGCAAUUAUUAGAAAUAUAGACGUAUUUUUAUCUUCUAUCUAUAUUAUGGGCACUAAUCAAAUAUAAUAAAAUUAGAAAAAUAAAAGAUUAUGUAACUUGUUAAAUAUAAAAAUAAAAAGUUGUCUUUAAGUAAAAAAUUUAUAUACAUAUACAUAUAUAUAUGUAUGUAUAUAUAUAUAUGUAUUGUGCUUUAUAUAAAAUUAUAAGUGCUAAUAGCUGACAAAGUACCCAUAAUAUAUAUCUUUGGUAAAUGAAACAAUUAGUCCUUCUUUUGUGGAAUCUCAGUUUUACGUCUAAAUUUAGAAGCUACAGAAAUGAUAAUAAAUACACCAAUUGUUAUACUACCGAGUUUCAUUAUCCACGGAUUUUCACGAAGGAAAUUUGCAAUCAUUUGUACGAGAUCAUCGCUAAAAAUAAAAAUUUUUAAUCAGAAUUAUUUUAAUAAUUAUAAUAAUAUCUGCUUAUAAAAGGCUGAAUCUAUUAAUAAAUGUGUUCAAACUUACAAUGGGCUUUGUGGUACAGGAACAGAUUCCGCACGUGCGUUUUUAUACCAUUCUUUUGCAAAUGAUACAAAAGAGUUAAUAUCAUAUUUUGUAAUCUGAUAACGAUACAUUUUUCCAUGUCUAAAUCUACAAGUACAAAAUAAAUUAUGUUAAAUAUUGUAACAUCAUUAUAUUAUUAAUCCUUUUUAUUAUUGUAGAUUUUUAUAUUAUUAUUAUUGUUUAUUUCUUAAACUAGAUACUUACAAUAUAAAUUCAGGAGCUUUAUAAACAUUAAAUCUUCUUGCUGUAGAUGCUCCAGUUGUAUAUUUAUCAAUACGUGCUACAUUAACCCUUUGCUUUAAUUUUGCACCUACAGCUUCCCAUCUUGCAAUCAUUCUAACACAUUCCACACAAUCUGUACUAUAACUAUUUAAAAAAAAAUAUAUAUAUAUAUAUGUAUAUAUUAAAUAUCUUUAAAAUAAAGUAUAUAAAAUAUUAGGAAGAAUUAAAACCUACAACAUAACAAACCAAUCUCCAGUUGUAGCUCCACUACUUGCUUGAGUUAAAUGUUCAAAAGUAUCAUCUGUUAAUUCUUUUACUGUAGGUUCUUUAUUUUCAGUAAACAUAGUUAAAAUUUCUUCAUCAUUUAAUGGACCUAAAAAAAUAUUAAAUGUAAAUUUAUAAGUUAGUGAAGAUAUUUUUUAUUAAUAUGUAUACCAUCAUAAAGUAAAGGCAUUCCAUGUCUGAAAAAUACAAGUGCUGGUUCUUUGUCAGCACUAUAAAGACGAAGCAACUGACUAUCAACAGCUUUUAUAACCCAGCUUGACAAUGAAUUUACCAAAUCUUCCCUUAAAUGAAUCAAUUCAUUCUCAUAGUUAUCACAUGUCGUACAAUCCUUGCUUG
This is a messenger RNA of Apis cerana (Asiatic honeybee), 3112 nucleotides long. Its product is annotated as ELMO domain-containing protein 2. The record is from RefSeq and is a predicted model, not a curated record. Lineage: Eukaryota; Metazoa; Arthropoda; Insecta; Hymenoptera; Apidae. Gene Ontology annotation, molecular function: GTPase activator activity.